Molecule: messenger RNA, 309 nt
Organism: Colletotrichum graminicola M1.001
Lineage: Eukaryota; Fungi; Ascomycota; Sordariomycetes; Glomerellales; Glomerellaceae
Exons: 1
Coding region: 1-309 (102 amino acids)
Source: RefSeq, a predicted model, not a curated record
AUGCCCUUUGCGCUGUGCCUCGACCAGUUGAAGCAGCUACGACGCAAAUCCGUGACGGCGUCCCACAAGUGCUACGGUAGCCCACUACACCCAACGACCAACGAAGUAUACCGUGUAAGAAACAUGACAGGGAUCCGUGCCCCUCUGUUACAUCUUCUCACCCUUGCGUGGCCACUCCGCGAAGCUGCGUACCUGUGGUCCAACGGGCUUGGCCGUGGAACCUUCGGCGGCAUCGUGGCUGACUGCUAUCGCAAAGAUCUGCCAAUCGAAAAGAGGCUCACCCAGAAAUCCUUUUCGCGUAUGAGAUGA